AUGGAUCAUCGUCUAUCCGAUGAAUUACAACAGUCAAAGCGCUCUCUUAAGAGAUCAAAAUCAGAAGCAGUGCGUCAAAAGAGGCCUGCUAAGACUUCUUCUCACCCUCAGUUUGAAAAUAAUUCAGCUACAAUCAAUUCAAAUCACUCCCGAAAACGCCCAUCCUCCAAAUCUAAAAUCACAUGUCCCCCUGGCCUAGUGACAGCGUCUUUCGAUAGGGAUAAAUUUUCCUCUUCAUCUAGCUAUGACCGACUUCCUUGUGGAGAAGUUAAUAGUCCAGGUUCUGGGACAGAGUCAAGUUGCUCAGCUCCCUCAAAGUUGGUCGAAAAUGCAUCUAGUGUUCUUCCAGAGAGAAAUUUGUUCGAAAAUCUGGAAAAGGAUUUCGCCCCUUCUGCCUCCAAAAUACGACGUGUUGGUAAUUACAAUCCCUCACAAAAUCGCCCCAUGAGCUCCCUCUUAAAUGAUCAUCCGCAAUUCUAUCCGUCUAGUCCAGCAUCUCCCAAUAUUGAUCAGAAGGAGGCCACAUAUGUCCCGCCUAAUGUACAUUCCAGUCGUAAACAAGUUUCAAUCAAAACUGACAAUCAAGAUGAUCACCCAGCAGACUGUGUGAGUUCAAGGCAACCACCACAACAACAAACUCCAAAUGAUUCCCAAUACCAUGGAAAAAUGCGAUCACAGUUUGAUUCCUUCCCUCCAACGUCUUUCAACAACAAGCAACGCAAUCACCAUCUUCAUCGAUUACCUCAACGUUGCCAAAAUUCUCCGGAAACGAAUUCAGUAGAAACGGUUGAUCUAGUGUCCGAUGAUGGCAGUCAUGAGUCAGAUUAUGAGAUUUCGAACUUCUAUAUUCCCACAGACAAGUCUAUCUCAUAUCAUAGUGCUCAAGCUAAUCAGUAUUCGCUGGGUCGACAACAGACUUUAAGAUCUACUUCUAUUUUGAGAAAUGGGUUCAAGAGCGCACAAGAUUGCACCCAUCUAUCAAAAAUUGACAAUACCUGGGACCCCCCAAAUUUAACUUCCAGUUCAGAUUUUUGGAAUUCUAGAAAUUAUAUUUCUGGACGGGAAAGUGGCGGUUACUAUGAUAAUUUUGAAUCUAUGAGGUCUAGCCAGGCAGACAAGAGGGGUAGUUAUGCGAUGCACAAUCAAUCUUUACGCAAUUCUUCCAUAUUGGAACAAACAUCAAAGAGUAUGGUGCUUGGCCAAUCGCAGCGACAAAAUGAUAUUGAAAUCAACUUGCUCAAACAGUGCGGUUGUGUUGAAAUGGGCGAUAUACGAUGCAAGAACAAUAUAUUCUGUCAGGCUCUCGGAGAAUUCCCGACUACGAAUUCAACGAUUACCUCAGCCAUCAACAUCGGUGGUAUCAAAUCCACAUCCCUCCACUUCUGCAUCCAUUACCUCAUCUGUUGCAGCAGCAAAGCCAAUCCAGUCCCCCAGUGCCUAUCCUCUGGUGUUUCCCUGAACUCUAGUACUCGACGUGUCCCUAUCUCCAAUGGCAGUGUAGUGGGCAGCAGUAGUCGACAACAACAACAACAACAAAAGCCCACAAUCGUUCAUCGUUUACACAAUAUCCCCAACCUCCUUCAACGCACCAGUGCCGCCAGCAGUAACACUGCCGUUGUCUGGGGACAAGAUGGUUCGCUGCCUUCUUUCAUCCAUUCUUCGGCUUCUGCCCAAGUCUCCUCACUUCCUCCGCCAAGUGGAUUUCCUCCUGGUUCUUCAUCCUCCUCAAAUUCCUCUACCUUGACGAAAGUUGCAAGGAAGACGCCGCACAUUGAGCUCAGCGCAGGAGCUCCUGAAGUACAGGUAUGCCGCUAUUUAUAA
Molecule: messenger RNA, 1821 nt
Organism: Rodentolepis nana
Lineage: Eukaryota; Metazoa; Platyhelminthes; Cestoda; Cyclophyllidea; Hymenolepididae
Source: the annotation of a GenBank genome assembly